Messenger RNA from Pistacia vera, 618 nucleotides. RefSeq names its product protein yippee-like. Gene Ontology annotation, cellular component: ubiquitin ligase complex. Bases 1 to 390 code for a protein of 129 amino acids. NCBI's taxonomy places the organism in Eukaryota, Viridiplantae, Streptophyta, Magnoliopsida, Sapindales, Anacardiaceae. The record is from RefSeq and is a predicted model, not a curated record. The transcript has 5 exons.
AUGGGGAGGUUAUUUGUGGUGAAUCUUGAAGGGAAGAUCUAUAGUUGCAAGCACUGCAGAACCCAUCUUGCUCUUUUUGAGGAUAUUGUUUCAAGGUCUUUCCACUGCAGGCAUGGGAAAGCUUAUCUCUUCAAUAAGGUAGUGAAUGUCUCUGUUGGAGAGAGUGAAGAGAGAAUGAUGAUGACUGGGCUGCAUACAGUAGCUGAUAUUUUCUGUGUGGGGUGUGGAUCAAUCGUGGGGUGGAAAUAUGAAACUGCUCAUGAGAAGAGCCAGAAGUACAAGGAAGGAAAAUCUGUCCUUGAACGAUUUAAGGUUUCCGGUCCAGAUGGAAGCAAUUACUGGGUCAGUCACGAAGCACACGUUGGUGGAAGCGAUGCAGAUGAUGUUUGAUUACUCCUUCAAAUUCCAACUGUACAUUCUUUAACCAUCAAGUUUCUGAUUCGACUUCUGAAUUCUUAAACUGGUUGUUCUUCAAUUCAGUGCCUUGCUAAAUGGCACUGUCACUGUGAAUAACCUAAUUGAAAACACUCUGACUGUUGAUUCCGAUUAAGUUGAUGCUCAAACUUCUGUGAUCAUGUCUUCAAUUUAAUAUCACUUACUGUUCCAUUCAGUUUUUAA